This is a messenger RNA of Hypoxylon trugodes, 861 nucleotides long. RefSeq names its product putative short chain oxidoreductase/dehydrogenase. The transcript is spliced from 3 exons. Gene Ontology annotation, molecular function: oxidoreductase activity. NCBI's taxonomy places the organism in Eukaryota, Fungi, Ascomycota, Sordariomycetes, Xylariales, Hypoxylaceae. The coding region runs from base 1 to 861 and encodes 286 amino acids. The record is from RefSeq and is a predicted model, not a curated record.
AUGGCUGAACAACAAGUCUGGCUCAUCACAGGAGCAUCCCGUAGCUUAGGCCUCCAUAUAGCUAAAAGCGCCCUAAAAGCUGGCCAUAAAGUCAUCGCUGGCUACCGCAACAAGGCCAAAGUCGGCGACGCCUUCGCAGAAGUCGAAGCCCUCGGUGGAAGUUGGUUGCAGUUGGACGUAGCUAGCGAUGAUGUAGAAGCCAAGGUUCAAUCCGUCAUCGACGAAUACGGACGAAUCGAUGUCCUAGUCAACAACGCCGGAUAUGGUUUAUUCGGAAGUAUCGAGGAGACGAGCGUCCAGCAAAUCGAAGAUAUCUUCAAGGUAAACUUCACCGGCUCCGUACGAACGAUGAAAGCCGUCUUACCAUCCAUGCGAACCCGCCGUUCCGGCACCAUCGUCAACCUAAGUAGCUCGUUAGCCGUUAGCGCACACGGUGGCUUCGGACCUUACUCGGCAACUAAGUUCGCUCUCGAAGGUAUUUCCGAGUCUCUCCAAGGAGAAGUAGCUGCAUUCGGCAUCCGCGUGCUAGUCAUCGAGCCCGGGAUGAUGGACACCGAUUUCAUCGACCCAGCAGGUACUAGUAUUCUAGUACCGCUGACAGAUCUCUACAAAGGUACGGGUGUCGAGUCGUCGCAUACAUUCCUGUUUGCGCCCGGAUUCCUCGACACAGCUUCAAGACCAGCCAAGGUUGCUGACCGAAUUGUCGAGGCUGUUGAUGGCACAGGAGCAUUCGCCAAUAGGAAAUUAAGCCUCAUGAUCCCACUUGGGAGAGAAUGCGGUUGGGGAAUGGCGAAGCGGGCCGAGACAUUGAAUCAUCUUGUAAAGGAUAUGGCCGAAGUCUGGGAGACCUGUUAUGAUUAA